Messenger RNA from Plenodomus lingam JN3, 210 nucleotides. RefSeq lists its product as uncharacterized. Lineage: Eukaryota; Fungi; Ascomycota; Dothideomycetes; Pleosporales; Leptosphaeriaceae. The record is from RefSeq and is a predicted model, not a curated record.
AUGCCUGUGCUCGCAAUUACCGUGGCAUCAUGGUGGUGUGGCUGCGGCUUUCCUGUCGUCGCGAAACUCCGUCUGGUGUGGAGCUGGAGCCUCGGCCGAGCCAAAACACCGACUUCUGACGUGCGCCACGCCAAGGUCGGCUCUGCAAUAUCGCUAUACCUCUGGAAUCCUUGGACAGAAAAUGCCGCGUUAGCAGAUUGUACAAGGUAG